UGGCGUGUGUGUGUGACGCGACAGGAAGCUCCACAGAUUUGGACCGGAAGUUUCACGUGCUACAAUGCUACAAGCUGACAACCAGCUAUAAUGUUGGACAAAAACAAAUACUUUAAUGGGUGAAGUCUGGAAGUAUGCAGUGUUUAUUUUCGUCGCUUUCUUUUAAAUUAUGUCACUGACUCUUACCAUUAACUACAGUAGUGAUGGCAGUUGAAAAUUUUGUUUCUACGACAUUGGAGCUUCUGCAAGAAGAGAGGGAAGCUGAAAUAGAGGAAACCAGGGUGUGGAAAGAGAAUAUUUCACACAAAGAGCUUCAAAACAAAGGAGUGUGCCUGCUUAAACUUCACAUAGGAAGCCAGUCCACUGGCCUCUAUGGUCGAACAGUAAUAGUCCUAGAGCCAAGAAAGCAUCUUGGAUUCUCAUCUCUUCCCAGCAAUAGCUUUGGACCUGGGGAUAUAGUUGGGUUAUAUGACUCCGGUGAAUUCAGUGGGACAUCUCAGAUCAGCACCGGCAUUGUGACACGAGUCAGCCAGGCCUCAAUAAGUGUGGCUUUUGACAAUUCAAACGAUGGGCUCAGUUUUGAUACGGAGGCUUUAUACAGCCUCUUAAAGUUGGCAAAUGACGUGACUUAUAAUCGAAUGAAAAGGGCUUUACAUGUGUUGAAUGGAUACAAAAAUGGACCAUCUGCAAAUCUGAUCAGUGUUCUCUUUGGAGAAGCCAAACCUUCUUCUCAUUCUCAGCCACAGGACGUCAAAUUCUUUAACUCCAACCUGGAUGAUUCUCAGAAAGAAGCAGUGACUUUUGCUCUAUCUCAGAGAGAACUAGCAGUGAUUCAUGGUCCUCCAGGCACUGGGAAAACCACCACUGUAGUGGAGAUCAUUCUUCAAGCUAUCAAACAAGGCCAAAAGGUCUUGUGCUGUGCCCCGUCAAAUGUGGCGGUGGAUAAUUUGGUUGAGAGAUUAGCCCGGUGUAAGGCCAAAAUUCUGAGGCUUGGUCACCCAGCCAGAGUGCUGGAGUCUAUACAAAAGCAUUCACUGGAUGCCAUCCUCGCUAACAGUGACAGUACCAACAUCAUCACUGACAUACGCAGAGAAAUUGACAAAGCUUUUCUGGGAAUAAAAAAGAAAAAUGAAAAAGGAGACCGCGUGAACUACAGGAGGGAACUAGGCGAACUAAGAAAAGAGCUGAAAACCAGGGAAGCAACGGCCAUCACCCAGAUUCUUAAAAGCGCCGAUGUUGUCCUAUCAACCAAUACAGGUGCAUGUGACGACGGGCCUCUAAAAUUCCUGCCAGCGGAGCAUUUUGAUUGGGUGGUGAUUGAUGAGUGCGCUCAGUCACUGGAGAGCAGCUGCUGGAUUAGCCUGCUCCGAGCACGCAAGUGCAUUCUGUCCGGAGACUACAAGCAGUUACCGCCUACCAUUAAAUCACACACGGCAGCUUCAAAAGGCUUGUCUCUUAGUCUAAUGGAGAGACUCAUCCAGAUGUACGGAGACUCAGUUGUGCGAAUGCUCACAGUCCAGUACCGCAUGAACAGUGCCAUCAUGGACUGGGCGUCCAAAGAGAUGUACCAAGGAAGACUGACGGCACACAGCUCAGUGGAAUCACACUUGUUGAAAGAUCUGCCUGGGGUCACCUGUGUCGAAGAAACCAGGACAGCUCUUCUUCUCAUCGAUACAUCUGGCUGCGGUCUGACAGAAAUGGAGAUCGCAGAAGAGCAAUCCAAAGGCAACCAAGGUGAGGUGGACAUCGUAGCUCUGCACAUUAAAGCCUUGACUGAGGCUGGGGUGAAUGCCAAAGACAUAGCUGUUAUUGCGCCGUACAAUUUGCAAGUUGACCUUUUGCGUCAGAAACUUUCUGCAAGGCAUCCAGAUCUGGAAAUCAAGUCAGUGGAUGGCUUUCAAGGCAGAGAGAAAGACGCUGUGGUUUUGUCUUUAGUCCGCUCCAAUAGAAAAGGUGAAGUCGGAUUUCUGGCGGAGGACAGAAGGAUAAACGUGGCUGUGACACGUGCGAGACGUCACGUCGCCAUCGUGUGUGACACCCAGACUGUUCAAAAUCAUGCUUUCCUUAAGACUCUGAUCCAUCAUGUCACCGAAUGUGGGGAGGUACGGACAGCAUUUGAGUACCUACAAGACAUUGUCCCACAGAAUUACAGUCGUGACCACAAAGACACAAAGCCUUGCAAUUUGACCUCACAAAAUGUUGAGGGAAAGAAAAUAAAAGCGGUUCAGAAGAAAACAAAUGGAAGUAACACAAAAAAUAGUAAAAAACACGACAAAACUCUAAAGCCAUGUUUGUCGGAGCUCGCUGAGGAGGAAAAGAUGAAGAACCGACAAAGUGAAAUCAGAGAGAUGGUGGAAAACUUUCUGAAGAACCUCAGUCAGAGUGAACUAGAUUUUCCACCGUCAUUCAACUCUCAUGACCGCUUGUUGGUGCACCAGAUCGCUGAAGAGCUGGGCCUUGCGCACCUGAGUAAAGGCGAGGGGAAAGACAGGUAUAUCACCGUCUCCAAGCAUCUGAGUUCAAAACCAGAUCAGCCAACAGAACAAGAGACUGAGGAAAAGGAGCAGGAAAGCGACAAACGUGAGGGAGCUGCAGUUUAUCAAGAACAGGACAUUCCUCAACCAUCCUCAAAAGAAUCAAGUCAACCUCCAUUAGAUCUUAAAAAAUUACAUUUGGAGCGAAUGAAGAGGGAACAACAGAAAAGGGGAGAAAAGGCUGAACAAAAGAAGCAGCAGACCAUUUUGGUUGUUACAAAGAAGUCCACAGCCAUUAAAGGAAAGAAGCGAACAAAAGCAAGUGCAUGCGACAUCGCGGCAUCCUCUUCUCCAGGCGACGACUUUGACGCCCUCAUCAGUGCCGUGGUGAAGGCAGACAGUGUAUGCAGUUUUAUCAAGUGUAAAGCCUCCGUGGUAACUCUUGGACAGCUUUGUCUUUUCUGCAAAAGGCAAUAUUGUCUCAGUCACCACAUACCAGAGGUUCAUGGCUGUGGAGAGCAAGCAAAGAUUCAGGCUCGAAUGAGAAUAAGCAAGGAGGGAAUUCUUUACGCCGGUAGCGGGACGAAAGAAAAAUCCAUGGACCCCAACAAGAAAGCUUAUCUACACAGAAAACUGGACUCUAAACUUAAAGAUAUGGCAACACAGAGGAAAACAAAAAACAAAGACAAGGAUGGUUAACAAUAAUUUAAUAAAGUGGUGUCACUUCUGCCCAAAAUGUUUUUUUUUUUUUUUCAUUCUUUAUUUUAUAAACAUAAUACAAUACAUGAGACAAUUGGGUAUUCAUUCAUCCAACAUGAGAAAACAAAAUGGAACAGAGAGGGAGACAA
Syngnathoides biaculeatus (alligator pipefish) is the source of this 3322-nucleotide messenger RNA. RefSeq names its product immunoglobulin mu DNA binding protein 2 (gene ighmbp2). The coding region runs from base 204 to 3173 and encodes 989 amino acids. The record is from RefSeq and is a predicted model, not a curated record. The transcript is spliced from 16 exons. Gene Ontology annotation, molecular function: DNA binding; RNA binding; zinc ion binding. NCBI's taxonomy places the organism in Eukaryota, Metazoa, Chordata, Actinopteri, Syngnathiformes, Syngnathidae.